AUCUGCCUCAUCUAAAAGCAAACGUAUAUAAACCCUCGUCUCUCUUGUUGAAGGAACACUGCUUCCAGUGAGUCCCUCUGCUGCUGCUGCUUUGAUUCAUCAUUGCAACAAGAUGACUUCCGUCCUUCUUUUCACUUUGCUCCUUUGUGGAUUUGGCCUUGAAGUAAACGCCGAAUCUCCUGUACUACCAGAUAUUCGCUGUAGCAGAUUCACUGGGUUCACUUGGUACAACGGCCGCUGUUACCGGUUUGUGAAGCAACAAAAGGAUUGGUAUGAAGCUGAGAAGGCCUGUAAUAGAUUUGGUGUACAUCUGGCCUCCAUCCGGACACAGGAUGAGCACGACUUCAUCAGUGAUUUGAUCUUGAAAAACACAGGAUCAUACACGAGGACCUGGGUAGGAGGCCACAAGGGACUUGUGUGGACUUGGAGCGAUGGGUCACCGUUUACCUUCAGCAGUUGGUCCCCAGGAGAGCCUAACAACGCUGGAGGAAAUGAGAACUGCAUGCGAAUCAACUUGAGAGGCAGAGACUAUGUCGACAAUGCCAACUGUGACAUCAGACUGUCAUUUGUCUGUUCCCAAGAAUCAUUAUGGCUCCCCUAGUCGGUUUAAUACCUCUGACAGAAUCUGCCUUCCAGCAGAACCUCAAGCCUCAAUGACGUCACUUCUGAGAGAUACUGUGAUUUAUCAGAUGUUAUGUCAUGUUUGAAAUAAACAAAACUGCAUCUACAGA
Fundulus heteroclitus (mummichog) is the source of this 731-nucleotide messenger RNA. RefSeq names its product galactose-specific lectin nattectin. The transcript is spliced from 7 exons. The record is from RefSeq and is a predicted model, not a curated record. Lineage: Eukaryota; Metazoa; Chordata; Actinopteri; Cyprinodontiformes; Fundulidae. The coding region runs from base 113 to 601 and encodes 162 amino acids.